UGGCACCUACAGCCCCUCACACUCAAAGCAAUGCUCAGGCUGGAAACAGAAGCUUCCGCGAGGCAGCCGAUGUGAGCAUGUGUGCACAGAUUCGUCUCCCAAUGGCAUGGCAGCUCUAGGAAAAUUGUUUUGAACAGACUUGAAUGCAUAAGAUUAAAGUUAAAGCAGAAGUGAGAACAAAAAAGCAAAGAGCAGACUCUUUCAACUGAGAAUGAAUACUUUGAAGCCCAAGAUUUUAAAGUGAUAAUGAUCAGAGUCGUACCUAAAAGAGACUAAAAACUCCAUGUCACGCUCUGGACUUGUGACAUUUACUCACAGCAGGCAUGGCAAUUUUAACCUCACAACUUUCAGACAGAUAAAGACUUGGAGGAAAUAACUGAGACGACUCCCUGACCCAGGAGGCUAAAUCAAUUCAGGGGGACACGAAUUCUCCUGCCAGCAUGGUGAACUCCACCCACCGUGGGAUGCACGCUUCUCUGCACCUCUGGAACCGCAGCAGCCACAGACUGCACAGCAAUGCCAGUGAGUCCCUUGGAAAAGGCUACUCUGAUGGAGGGUGCUACGAGCAACUUUUUGUCUCUCCUGAGGUGUUUGUGACACUGGGUGUCAUCAGCUUGUUGGAGAAUAUCUUAGUGAUUGUGGCAAUAGCCAAGAACAAGAAUCUGCAUUCACCCAUGUACUUUUUCAUCUGCAGCCUGGCUGUGGCUGAUAUGCUGGUGAGCGUUUCAAAUGGAUCAGAAACCAUUGUCAUCACCCUAUUAAACAGUACAGAUACGGACACACAGAGUUUCACAGUGAACAUUGAUAAUGUUAUUGACUCAGUGAUCUGUAGCUCCUUGCUUGCAUCCAUUUGCAGCCUGCUUUCAAUUGCAGUGGACAGGUACUUUACUAUCUUCUAUGCUCUUCAGUACCAUAACAUUAUGACAGUUAAGCGGGUUGGGAUCAUCAUAAGUUGUAUCUGGGCAGCUUGCACGGUUUCAGGCAUUUUGUUCAUCAUUUACUCAGAUAGUAGUGCUGUCAUCAUCUGCCUCAUCACCAUGUUCUUCACCAUGUUGGCUCUCAUGGCUUCUCUCUAUGUCCACAUGUUCCUGAUGGCCAGGCUUCACAUUAAGAGGAUUGCUGUCCUCCCCGGCACUGGUGCCAUCCGCCAAGGCGCCAAUAUGAAGGGAGCGAUUACUUUGACCAUCCUGAUUGGCGUCUUUGUUGUCUGCUGGGCCCCAUUCUUCCUCCACUUAAUAUUCUACAUCUCUUGUCCUCAGAAUCCAUAUUGUGUGUGCUUCAUGUCUCACUUUAACUUAUAUCUCAUACUGAUCAUGUGUAAUUCAGUCAUCGAUCCUCUGAUUUAUGCACUCCGGAGUCAAGAACUGAGGAAAACCUUCAAAGAGAUCAUCUGUUGCUAUCCCCUGGGAGGCCUAUGUGACUUGUCUAGCAGAUAUUAAAUGGGGACAGAGCACACAAUAUAGGAACAUGCAUAAGAGACUUUUUCACUCUUACCCUACCUGAAUAUUGUACUACUGCAACAGCUUUCUCUUCUGUGUAGGGUACUGGUUGAGAAUAUCCAUUGUGUAAAUGUAAGCUUAUGAUUUUUAAUGAGAAAAAAUGCCCAGUCUCUGUAUUAUUUCCAAUGUCAUGCUACUUUUUUGGCCA
Cercocebus atys (sooty mangabey) is the source of this 1647-nucleotide messenger RNA. It is a transcript of the gene MC4R, whose product is annotated as melanocortin 4 receptor. Gene Ontology annotation, biological process: G protein-coupled receptor signaling pathway. The transcript has a single exon. Lineage: Eukaryota; Metazoa; Chordata; Mammalia; Primates; Cercopithecidae. The record is from RefSeq and is a predicted model, not a curated record. Gene Ontology annotation, cellular component: membrane. Gene Ontology annotation, molecular function: melanocyte-stimulating hormone receptor activity. Bases 441 to 1439 code for a protein of 332 amino acids.